This is a messenger RNA of Sinocyclocheilus rhinocerous, 1473 nucleotides long. Its product is annotated as tumor necrosis factor ligand superfamily member 10-like. Bases 212 to 1213 code for a protein of 333 amino acids. Gene Ontology annotation, biological process: immune response. Gene Ontology annotation, molecular function: tumor necrosis factor receptor binding. The transcript is spliced from 6 exons. The record is from RefSeq and is a predicted model, not a curated record. Gene Ontology annotation, cellular component: membrane. Lineage: Eukaryota; Metazoa; Chordata; Actinopteri; Cypriniformes; Cyprinidae.
AGCCCUCAGCGCGCGCGCACACACACACACACACAAAAACACACACACACAAGCCUAGUCCUCCAGCAUUAGUGACUGCAUGCGAGUGUGGGACUGACUCUACCCUCCCACGGCCGCUCUGCGCCAACAAGAAGGAGUUUAUUCAACGUCCCGUUGCUGAUUUCUAUUUGUUUGUCACUAACCGCGUAUCUACUCACGUCUUAGGAAUGCCAUGGCUACUCAGAACAACCAGGAUUACUUCAGGUCGGUCAGCAGCGAGUCCACCACAUACAUGAUGGUUCCGGCGAACGGCCGCGGUCGAGACUCGCCGUCAAAGUUAUGGAUCGCGAUGGUGGUGAUCGUGGUGGUCGUGCUGCAGAUCGCUUCGACCACCGGACUCUUUGUCUACUUAAACAUGUCUUUAUCGCAGGGACAGUCAUCAAUUCAACACAUUGACAUGCUGAAAAAGCAAGAAAAGAAGAAAAGAAUUGUUAAAAAUCAGGGGGUUACAGAAGAGCUGCGGUGCUUGGGCUUGCUCAACGCCCUGGAUAAAGACCGGGACAUUCCCGAAGACCUGGCCCAACUGUUUGGUGAACCUUGCAUCAAGCUAGCUGAGGGUAUCAAAGCCUAUAUUUCCAAGGUUACAGACAGUAUCAUCUCCAAACAGGCUUUACACGAAGCAAGAGCCAUGCCCCAUUCAUAUAAUACAUCAGGGUCAAAGUUUAUGACCACAGUGACACAGCGACCAUCAGCCCACCUGACCCUUAGCAGCCUGCCAGGUGGCACUCAAUACUUCACCCCUCAACCAGACCUGCACCAGUCCUGCCACCACCCUGUACGUUCCUGGGCCAACCAGAGCUUCGGCGCCCAUCUGCACAACAUGACGCUGGCCAACGGACGCCUUCGCGUACCCCAGGACGGCCGCUACUACCUGUACUCCCAGGUGUACUUCCGCUACCCCUCUCCCAGUGAGGGCGAUCAGAACAGCGUAAGCCACCAGCUGGUUCAGUGCAUCUAUAAGAAAACCUCCUACCUGAGGCCAAUUCAGCUGCUGAAGGGAGUGGGGACCAAAUGUUGGGCUCCAGACGCAGAAUACGCACUUCACUCGGUGUACCAGGGCGGCCUGUUUGAGCUGCGAGCAGGCGAUGAGAUCUUCGUGUCCGUCUCGUCUCCCACAAUGGUGUACGGCGAGGACUCUUCUAGCUACUUCGGAGCUUUCCGUCUGGACCUGUAAGAACAUAUCAGAGGAGCUAAAACCGGGACUACAUUACCCAUUGGGUGGAUCGUUUCGGGGCUGUGACCCAAAGACUUCAUCGUUCAACUUUCCUUUCUUUAAGACUCUUGAAUAUGUGAAGGAUGUGUGAAUGAGAGACAUUUCGGACAAGGCUGUUUCUCAUUAAAAACAGAGGAAUGUAUGUAUAUUUUUACAUUUCACAUCAAAGAUGUGAAUCUUUGAAACGGUAGCAAAACAGGAGAGACGAACACUCACACAAA